Molecule: messenger RNA, 546 nt
Organism: Spinacia oleracea (spinach)
Lineage: Eukaryota; Viridiplantae; Streptophyta; Magnoliopsida; Caryophyllales; Amaranthaceae
Exons: 1
Coding region: 1-546 (181 amino acids)
Cellular component (GO): membrane; signal peptidase complex
Molecular function (GO): serine-type endopeptidase activity
Source: RefSeq, a predicted model, not a curated record
AUGGCGUGGGUUCGAGAUCAAAUCGAGGGUGUAACAUCAAUUAAGAUGAGACAGCUUAUGAUUCAAAUCGGGAUGGCGGUUACCAUGGCACUGAUGUUAUUGAAAGGGUUGAUGUGGUACACCGAAUGUGAAUCUCCGUUAACUGUUGUCCUGUCAGGAAGCAUGGAACCCGGUUUCAAGAGAGGAGACAUAUUAUUGUCACAUAACAGAAAAGAUGAUCCUAUUCGUGUAGGGGAAAUAGUUUUGUAUAAGAUUGGUAAUCAUAAAAUUCCAAUUGUACAUCGAGUUAUUGAGGUUCAUUAUGAACGAAUAGAAGAUACCGGUGGUCGAGGAUAUGAAGGAGUUGUUAAAAUACUUACUAAAGGUGACAACAAUCAAGUAGAUGAUCGAGGUUUGUAUGGCGGUCAACAUUGGCUUCAACGACACCAUAUCAUUGGUAGAGUUCAACUAAUAGUACCAUAUGUUGGAUGGGUUACACUCAUCUUCACUGAAUACCCAAUUACGUUUGGAAGAUGGUUAUCGACGAGAAAGACAAGGAUUGAUUGA